AUGAUGGUUUCAAAACCAGAACAGUGGAUAGCGCCUAUGGCUGAUGCUGGGAUAAACCAGUACACAUUUCACAUUGAACCUGUUACUAAUGUAGAUGAAGUUUGUAGAAAAGUUAAAGAACAUGGAAUGAAGGUUGGUGUAGCUAUUAAACCUGGUACUCCAGUAGAGGAGGUAGAAAAAUACAUUUCUAUUGCAGACAUGGUGCUGAUAAUGACUGUGGAACCUGGAUUUGGUGGUCAAAAGUUUAUGGAAGAUCAGAUGUCUAAGGUUAAAUAUUUAAGGGAACAUUAUCCUUUACUAGAUAUUGAAGUAGAUGGUGGAGUUGGACCAUCAACAAUAGAUUGCUGUGCUAGUGCUGGAGCAAACAUGAUUGUCUCAGGAACAGCUGUAAUAAGGGCUCAGGAUCAGGCAGCUACAAUAAACUUACUGAGAGAUACAGUGCAAAGGGCUAUAAAUAAAAAA
Molecule: messenger RNA, 462 nt
Organism: Iphiclides podalirius (scarce swallowtail)
Lineage: Eukaryota; Metazoa; Arthropoda; Insecta; Lepidoptera; Papilionidae
Source: the annotation of a GenBank genome assembly